AUGUUAGCUGAAUCUGAUAAUUCUUUUUCAGAUUUUGAAGAUGAUGUAAAAUCUGAACUUCCACCUUUUACUAAUACGUCUUCUCUAAACCCUCCUUCUAUUGAGAAUAAAACUCUCAUUUUUAGAUUAUUUAAUAUUGCUGAAAUAAUAGACAGUUUUUUUUCUGAUGUUCUUCCAAAAUUUUAUAAAGAAUUUGAUGUUCAAUUAGAUUUGUUUAAUUUAUUAAACAACUCCCUCAUAAUUUUUGAGUUUUCUUCAGUUUCUACAGCUGGUUGA
Molecule: messenger RNA, 276 nt
Organism: Funneliformis mosseae
Lineage: Eukaryota; Fungi; Glomeromycota; Glomeromycetes; Glomerales; Glomeraceae
Source: the annotation of a GenBank genome assembly